Molecule: messenger RNA, 1008 nt
Organism: Ostrea edulis (European flat oyster)
Lineage: Eukaryota; Metazoa; Mollusca; Bivalvia; Ostreida; Ostreidae
Product: aggrecan core protein-like
Exons: 4
Coding region: 1-831 (276 amino acids)
Biological process (GO): biological process involved in interspecies interaction between organisms
Cellular component (GO): external side of plasma membrane
Molecular function (GO): carbohydrate binding
Source: RefSeq, a predicted model, not a curated record
AUGGCAUUCCUGUUCUCACCGCACGCUGUCUUUUUUAGUGUAAUCGUUUGGCACCUAAAUUUGGUAGACGUGUCUGCUGGGACAGCUCUGACGCUACAAAACUUGAGGUUGGUUGAGGAUGUCAGAUUUACAGACGUGUUGCCAAGAAAUGAUACUUUCUACUUAGACUCACUAGAUGAUGAUCGCAUUACGAUGUGUGCGUUAAAAUGCGUGACUCGUCUCCCAUACUGCUCGGCUAUCCUGUACAAUGGUGGACAAGGCACCUGUAAACUUUUAAAGUCUCACUUAAACGAGAGUUUGGUGGACAGAACAUCGGUGAAGAAGGGAUGGAAGUUGUUCAUUAACGACAAAGCUUGCGAUGACCAGUGGGUCCCCUUUAACGGGCAUUGUUACUUGUUCGACCAAACGAAAGCUACUAUGGAAGAUGCUGAGGUAAAUGGAGGAUUUAGAUCUUUGGAGGAAUGUAUAAACAGUUUGGGUUACACAACAUCCUCACCCGAGUGUGAUCAACAGAAUGCGCACGUGGUCGAAAUAGGGACCAGUGAGGAAAACACCUGGAUCUUGGAAAACUUCCUUCUACCCUUCUCUUACAUGUACCCAGAACCAUGUGGCAGGGCAUGUUGGAGUUGGAUUGGUUAUUCGGAUCGACAAGAAGAGGGGGUGUUUGCCUGGGUCCACAACAAUCACACAACCUGGGAAAACUGGUACCCAGGGGAACCAAAUGAUUUUGGUUCACACCAGGAUUGCGCAACUAUAUCCCCACCGAUAGGGUUGUGGUAUGAUCAUGGGUGCUCUGAUCAUCUGACUUUCACUUGCGAAAAAAAUAUGUAAAAAGUGGUAUGGUAAAGUUGAGAAAAGACCAUAACCGUAUGCGUAAAAAGGCCUUCAGAGCAAUUCUUGUAUGACUAUCAUGAUAUAAUUUGAGACUAAUGCCCCUCCCCAAUCUCAUGUAAAGCAUUGAGAACGGAAAUAAUCAAACAUUCAUCUUGAUGUAACAAAAUCAUAAAU